Messenger RNA from Parnassius mnemosyne (clouded apollo), 576 nucleotides. Lineage: Eukaryota; Metazoa; Arthropoda; Insecta; Lepidoptera; Papilionidae. The record is from the annotation of a GenBank genome assembly.
AUGUGGAGCCAUGUGAAGCGAGUAUCGCCCGUGGGGAACCAAUCAGGACAAAUAUGCGUACCAUCACACCUCUGUAACCCCGAUACUAUUAAUAACUAUUUUAUAGAAGUGCCAGGAGAUAAUAAAAUAGAUAAAAGUACUUUUAAUUACUUCAAUAGCAACCGAUUAAAUAACACUGAAUUUAAUAUAACAACCGCAACAGAAUCUGAGGUUUAUAAAGUAAUUACAGCAAUUGGAACUAAAGCCAGUGGACACGAUUUAAUUAAUAUAGAUAUGGUUCGUAUAUCUUUACCGGUAACAUUACCUAUAAUAACAGGAAUAAUAAACGAAUCCAUUAAUACUAAGAUCUUUCCAGAUCCUUGGAAACUGGCCAAAAUUAAACCUAUUCCUAAGAGUCCAAAUGUACAGGAAAUUAAUAACCUUAGACCAAUCAGCAUUUUACCUACACUUUCCAAGACAUUGGAGAGGGUAGUAUGUUCACAGCUAACGAGAUAUCUAGAAGAUAAUCAUAUUUUACCAGAAACACAAUCCGGGUUUCGUCGAGGGUAUGGUACGGAAACAGCUCUGCUGCACUGA